CCCCUGGCGCUACCGAAAUCGUCAUCUCCGCCGCCGGCAGCCCCGCCUCCCACCCACCCCCGGAGUCGUCCCCAAUCACCUCCCGCGUCUCCUCUCUCACCGCGGGCGCCUAGGUCCGAGCGGUCUCCCCCGCCUCCUUCCUCGCCGUGACACGCCAGCAGCAGGAACGCCGCAGCCGACGGCCGGCGACGGGGGCGCGGCCGCAAAGGGCUCGUCGGGGGUCAGGAGGUGUUCGCGGGCUCGGCGACAACCUGUCGUCAUCGUUGCAUGAUCCAGAUAUUUUCGAGGAUAGCAGCAAGAAGCCCUCGCCGAGCCACCUCCGCAUCGCAUCCGAGUAGCUCGAAGCAUCGUCCGGGACAGUUCCCUUGUUGUAGCCCAGCUUACCGAGGUAUUACUGCUAUUAGCACCAGCAAUCCCAUGAGGUCGGGUGAUGGAAACUCGGAAGGCCAGGAUGCGCCACUCGCCGAGGGGAAGGACCACGGCUGCUCCCCGGGUGUCCAGUCCACACCGGACAUCGAGAAGAAGUACGUGCACCGCGUCUACGAUGCCAUAGCCCCUCACUUCAGCUCCACGCGGUUCGCCAAGUGGCCCAAGGUCGCGGGGUUCCUGAACUCGCUGAGGCCAGGGUCCGUCGUGCUGGAUGCCGGCUGCGGCAAUGGCAAGUACCUGGGCUUCAAUCCCGAGUGCUUCUACAUAGGCUGCGAUAUAAGCCCGCCGCUUAUAGAGAUAUGCGCGGGGAGGGGGCACGAGGUGUUCGUCGCCGAUGCCGUCAACCUCCCGUACAGGGAAAACGUUGCCGACGCCGCGAUUUCGAUAGCGGUGUUGCAUCAUCUCAGUACCGAGGACAGGCGGAGGAAAGCCAUAGAGGAGUUGAUCCGUGUUGUCAAGAGGGGUGGUCUUGUGCUGAUCACUGUUUGGGCCGUGGAGCAGGAAGACAAGUCGCUUCUUAACAAGUGGACUCCUUUAUGCGACAAGUAUAAUGAAGAGUGGGUUGAUCCCAGCAGUCCUAUGGUGCGUAACAAAUCUGCUACUACGCUAGAUAGCAUUGAAGAGACUGAUGAAGACACGCGAGCCGUUAAGCAAACAGAUGAUCAGCUGAAAAAUAGUUAUGAUGGUUUGGAGGAUAAGACCUUAAUUAUGGAUGAGCAUGACAAAACCCAGCAGGAGUACUUUGUUCCUUGGCAUCUACCAUUUCACCGAGCAGAAAUUGGCGGCGCAUCUGCUGCUGCUCUACAGAAUGGAUUGGCAAAGAAAGAUGAUAAGAAGGGUACUGUGGUCUACAACCGCUAUUAUCACAUUUUUGUCGAAGGAGAACUUCAAAGGCUAGUUGCUGGCAUGAAAAAUGCAGCCAUCGUCGACCAAUUCUACGACAAAUCCAACUGGUGCAUAGUUCUGGAGAAGCUUUGAGCCGCAGACGAAGCGAUGGCAGAGAAUGUGUCCGAGCCUGGACCCUCGUGUCUCGUAGGACCAUCAGCCGCUAGUGCAUUCGGCGAGGGCGCAAUUUCGAGCCCGGAGGUCAGACACAAGCAACAAUCUUGCACAAGCUGUGUGCUGCUGUCUUGCAAACUGUGGAAACUCGUGAAUCAGAAUGGAUUGCUUGUACUAUUUUUGGUCUAUUGCAUGAUGGAACAUUUUUUACAAUCAGUGAACAUUGUCACUAGUUUUCAGUCA
Molecule: messenger RNA, 1671 nt
Organism: Aegilops tauschii subsp. strangulata
Lineage: Eukaryota; Viridiplantae; Streptophyta; Magnoliopsida; Poales; Poaceae
Product: tRNA (carboxymethyluridine(34)-5-O)-methyltransferase
Biological process (GO): tRNA wobble uridine modification; tRNA methylation
Cellular component (GO): nucleus; cytoplasm
Molecular function (GO): tRNA (5-carboxymethyluridine(34)-5-O)-methyltransferase activity; S-adenosylmethionine-dependent methyltransferase activity; tRNA binding
Source: RefSeq, a predicted model, not a curated record